CCGAACCCUAGGCACUACUCAAACCUAACAAUGGCCGACCAAUUGUCUGAAGAGCAAAUCUCAGAAUUCAAGGAAGCUUUCUCCCUAUUUGACAAAGACGGCGAUGGCACGAUCACAACCAAGGAGCUCGGAACCGUGAUGCGUUCUCUAGGACAGAACCCCACCGAGGCCGAACUGCAGGACAUGAUCAACGAAGUCGACGCUGACGGGAAUGGCACCAUCGACUUCCCCGAGUUCCUCACGAUGAUGGCUCGGAAGAUGCGCGAUACCGACAGCGAGGAGGAGAUCAAGGAGGCGUUCAAGGUUUUCGAUAAGGAUGGGAAUGGGUAUAUCAGCGCUGCUGAGUUGAGGCAUGUCAUGACCAACCUUGGCGAGAAACUAUCGGACUCUGAGGUCGAUGAGAUGAUUCGAGAAGCAGACGUUGAUGGUGAUGGCCAGAUUAACUAUGAAGAAUUCGUCAAGAUGAUGCUAUCGAAGUAGAGAGUUAACAUAAGAUAAUAUGUAAAUGUUAUGUAAUUGCGAGUGCGUACGAGUUCUAAGUUUGCUCGCUUUGUGCAA
Molecule: messenger RNA, 558 nt
Organism: Laccaria bicolor S238N-H82
Lineage: Eukaryota; Fungi; Basidiomycota; Agaricomycetes; Agaricales; Hydnangiaceae
Product: calmodulin
Exons: 8
Coding region: 31-480 (149 amino acids)
Molecular function (GO): calcium ion binding; enzyme regulator activity
Source: RefSeq, a predicted model, not a curated record